Megalops cyprinoides (Indo-Pacific tarpon) is the source of this 2790-nucleotide messenger RNA. RefSeq names its product pantothenate kinase 3. Gene Ontology annotation, cellular component: nucleus; cytosol. Lineage: Eukaryota; Metazoa; Chordata; Actinopteri; Elopiformes; Megalopidae. The record is from RefSeq and is a predicted model, not a curated record. The transcript is spliced from 7 exons. Gene Ontology annotation, biological process: coenzyme A biosynthetic process. The coding region runs from base 554 to 1666 and encodes 370 amino acids. Gene Ontology annotation, molecular function: pantothenate kinase activity; ATP binding.
UGGAGUGCCUUUGUGUCAGCCAGCUUGUUAAUGUUUGCCUGCUAGCUAGCGGUUGUUUUACUUUUAUUUCGUUUUAAUCUGCUAUUUAUGUCUUUAACUACCUAGUUUGCAAGCUAUAUAUGUUCAGAUAUCAACUGAAAAGUAUAGUCAGUUAGCUAGCUAGCUAGCCAGCGUGUUAGCUUCCAGUCAGUAGCAGUUAGCAGUAAAGAGGUAGCUCGCUACCUAUCCACACAGUCAUUAAAACAGCUAGCUAGCUAGUGGUGUUCAUAUGCUUUGUUCUUGAGGAAUAUGGUGCUAUCUAGAGAGAAGAGACGAAGAAGAACCCUGUCAGAUUAUUGUAUCCGAAACGAUAUUUUGUAAUCCGCUGACAGACUGAAGACCGAAGUGGAAGAACAGUGAAACGUUACCCGCUAACAGUGGCUAGCUAGCUAGCAUUUCCUGCUAUUUGGUGCAUUCGGUCUCUGAGGCUGGCUGACCGGCUAGCUAGCUAAUAUUAACAUCAGCAGGCAGCGUUCGCUGCAGCACAGAAGUCGAUUCUAUUGAUCUGCACAACAUGAAAAUCAAGGAUGCUAAAAAACGUUCCUUCCCUUGGUUCGGGAUGGAUAUUGGCGGGACCCUGGUCAAGCUGGUGUACUUCGAGCCGGUGGACGUCACGGCGGAGGAGGAGCAGGAGGAGGUCGAGUGCCUCAAGAGUAUCCGCAAGUACCUGACCUCCAACGUGGCCUACGGCUCGACAGGCAUCCGCGACACCCACCUGGAGCUGAAGGACCUGACCCUGCUGGGCCGCCGCGGCAACCUGCACUUUAUCCGCUUCCCCACGCACGACAUGGCCACCUUCAUCCAGAUGGGCCACGACAAGAACUUCUCCACCCUGCACACCGUGCUCUGCGCCACCGGGGGCGGGGCGUACAAGUUCGAGGAGGACUUCCGCACGAUCGGAAACUUGCAGCUGCACAAACUGGACGAGCUGGACUGCCUGGUGAAGGGGCUAAUGUACAUGAACUCCCCCAGCUUCAACAGCCAGGCGGAGUGCUACUAUUUUGAGAACGCGCUGGACCCGGAGCGGUGCUGCAAGACGCGUUACGACCUCCAGGACCCGUACCCUCUGCUGGUGGUCAACAUCGGCUCGGGGGUCAGCAUCCUGGCCGUCUACUCCAAGGACCACUACAAGCGCGUGGCGGGCACCAGCCUCGGGGGCGGGACCUUCCUCGGCCUGUGCAGCCUGCUGACCGGCUGCGACAGCUUCGACGAGGCGCUGGAGCUGGCCUCCAAGGGGGACAGCGCCCACGCGGACAAGCUGGUGCAGGACAUCUACGGAGGGGACUACGACCGCUUCGACCUUCCUGGGUGGGCAGUGGCAUCCAGCUUUGGGAACAUGAUCCACAAGGAGAAGAGAGAAGCGGUGAGCAGGGAGGACCUGGCACGGGCCACGCUGGUCACCGUCACCAACAACAUCGGCUGGAUCGCCAAGAUGAGCGCUGUGAACGAGAACAUUAACCGGGUGGUGUUUGUGGGGAAUUUCCUGCGUGUGAACACACUGUCCAUGAAGCUGCUGGCCUAUGCCCUGGAGUACUGGUCACACGGCCAAAUGAAGGCACUUUUCCUUGAGCAUGAGGGUUAUUUCGGCGCGGUGGGCGCCCUUCUCGAACUGCUGAACUACACCUAGCGCCGCUUCCUGCCCCGGCGGGAUGCCGUCAUCGGGGCGCAGCGCGUGGCCAGAGGACUGCAGUGCACAAAACGCUCGCACGGUCAGCGAACGGUUCCGAAGGACACGGGUUCUCCACUGGAAAGGUUGUCUGUUUACCCGGUAUAGAGAAAAGAAUCCCUGGGGUUAGGGUUUUUUUUUUUUUUGGUUCGUUUUCUUUUUUUGUUUUGUUUUUAUUUAUAACGGCAUCCGCAUCUUGAGUACCAUUCCUGUUACGCGUUCCUGACUGUAGAGAGCCGCUCGUUGUGAGUAGCAUCUGUUAAGGCAGGGCCCACAGGGAAACGAAGGGUUUGGUCCAAGCCCCACCUAAAUGAAUGAUUCUGAGUAUGUGUAAAAGAAUUCAGGCCUUUUAAUAGGCUGAAAUCAGUGUGUGUGGUGUGAGUGUGUAUUGCCUAUCAGAACAUAAUGUCUUAAUUACUGACAGAAAUGUGCCGUGUACUGUAUUCAACAGCUCUGUACCCCAUAGACAUUACAGUCUCACUGUUUAAGGCACAGGAUGAAAGUGCCACAGAUGCAUUGCAUUUCACUUUGCUGAAAGGAAUUAUGUAUUACACCUGUAUUUUUGGAUAUGUAGAACUUAAUCAAUUUAUCCCCCGUCUCCACGACACAUUACUUCCAGUUGUCAAAAACAAUCCUUGUGAAAAAGAGAGCAAUGGAAGGGUUUUUAUGUUGUGUUCAAAGGUACCAUGGCCCUGCAUGUUAUCAGCAUCAGAAAGAGGUAAAUGUUAAUAUAAAAGUCUAAUAUAGGAAAGGGUGAAGAUGCAGGGGUGCUACGAGCCACUCAUUAGAAUGAGAGAAAUAACAUUGCUGCUGUUUGUGAAGUGUUUAAAUUACGGGAUAGCAGUUAGUUAGAAUGACUCUUCACAUUUACUCGACCAGUUCUGUAAGUGUGACUGAGCAUUCUGCCUUUUUUAACAAUCCUUUUAUUUUGUAAAUAUAUAUAUAUUUUUCAUGUUAAGAAAAAAAAAAAAACAAAGCAUUAAAUUUGUGUAUUUUCCUGAGAACAAAGUAUAUUGAAUUAUACUGGUCAUACGACUAUGAUAUGAAUCUGAAAGUUGCAUGUGGUCUCAGUAAUGCACAGAAAU